AUGGCGCAGGCAGCACCUUCCGGAUGGAAACAGCUCCUUGCGCUCCUGCUGUGGCUCCAUCUGGCGCGCCUGGCGGCAGCAACGCGCGCGCACCACCAGAUCUCUGCAUCUGGACCAUCUCCGCCCGCUGCCUACCACAUCAAGGUUUCAGAUCUUGGGCUAGUGCCGUACAACAUUCCGACUACCACCACAACAACCUCAGAUCCGGAAAUAGGUGCUACCAUCCAGAAAAUGCGGCACGCUCUGCGAGAUCCGAAGCAUUGCUUCAGUGACAUACUUGUUGCUGUCGAGGGCUGGAACCAGUAUGAUGAGUUUGUUCAAGGUUCUGCCAUCCUGUACGAGGACGCGGUGCAACUGCCUUCUGGGACCUGGGUUUGGACAACGAAGGAUUUCAAAACUGGCAUUGAGACCAACACCUACAUCGGCUGCAAUACUUUGAAAGGAACUCCAGUCCUCAUCAGGCAGUCGCCCGACGAGGCGGGUGCGGAGGACGGCAUUCUCGAGAUCCGGCAAGGCGGUGGGGCCGCAGAGAUGUGGCUUCACGAGGGGCAGGAG
Molecule: messenger RNA, 555 nt
Organism: Symbiodinium necroappetens
Lineage: Eukaryota; Dinophyceae; Suessiales; Symbiodiniaceae
Source: the annotation of a GenBank genome assembly